CCCGGCCGCAGUUUCAAACUCCGCCCUGGGGUAAAAUUUGGCUGACCCUGCUUUACCUGCACCACAGAGCGCAUACGAGUUAUAGGCGUACGCCCACCGCCAAAACCUCGAUAAUCACCAGCUCUCGUUCCACCCGACUUUUCCUAUAAGGUACGCUCCUUGCUCCAUGCUAUGUCUUUUGGGCUCGAAAACUCUCGAUAUAUGCUAUCUCGUCGUCGUAGACAACGACGUUGAGCGUGAAGGGCGCGUUAUUUGUUUGGCCCCAGACGCGUCCUACCCAUCAUCACCAUUAUUCUCCCCACAUAUUCCCCACAGUCUUUCCACUUUCUUCGACUCUGUCAUUCCUAUGGAUCGUCCUUACCGGUGCUGAUCGUCGCGUUUCGUCUCUAGAUAUGCCGAAGGAAGCAAAACCGAAGCGCAAGGCUGCCGAGAAGGCUGAGAAGCCGGCAAGAGGAAAAGGCGGCAAGAAGGACCCAAAUGCGCCCAAGCGCGCGAUGUCUGCGUACAUGUUCUUCAGCCAAGACUGGCGUGACCGCGUGAAGACUGAGAACCCAGACGCGAGUUUCGGCGAACUGGGAAAACUGCUUGGUGCCAAGUGGAAAGAACUCGAUGAGAAAGAGAAGAAACCCUACGUGGACCAAGCUGCGAAGGACAAGAUUCGUGCAGAGGAUGAAAAGAUCGCCUAUGAGGGCGGAGGUAAGAAGAGCGCCCAGGCGAGCGGCGAAGAAGACGAGGAGGAUGACGAUUAGGCGAGCUGUCUUGCAGAUGGACCUGACUGUACUACUGAUUGAGCUUGUCAUUGACGAACGACGUUGCGCGAUGAUAAAUGCAUCGUUGUACCAUAGAUAUCUGUCUCCCGCUCUGCGUCGUGCCGACAUAUACCUCCCUACAUUACUGUUGCUGUGUUACAAAUAAAAUUAGUUUCUGCUUUUGGCAAUUCUGGCAUCGAAUGCGAGGUAUGUUGUCGUACUAGGUCUCGUACGCACAAUUAAGUGGGCGCGGCCACCGAAGUUGGUAGUUGAAAAAGUGACUGAAAGUGUAAUUCAGUUGAUGUUGGAGGCACAUCAG
This is a messenger RNA of Mycena citricolor, 1068 nucleotides long. NCBI's taxonomy places the organism in Eukaryota, Fungi, Basidiomycota, Agaricomycetes, Agaricales, Mycenaceae. The record is from the annotation of a GenBank genome assembly.